Molecule: messenger RNA, 1089 nt
Organism: Truncatella angustata
Lineage: Eukaryota; Fungi; Ascomycota; Sordariomycetes; Amphisphaeriales; Sporocadaceae
Exons: 3
Coding region: 1-1089 (362 amino acids)
Source: RefSeq, a predicted model, not a curated record
AUGUCGUAUUAUGUAUUGUUUCCCAUUAUCAUACAUUGUUGUAUUUGGCAUGCAUCCAUAGAUCGGCGACUGCCUCUUCACCAACUCGGUUACUACUUCAUUGUCGACUUGGCAACUACUUCACUGGCAGGGCGGCGACUGCCUCAUCACCACCUUAGCGACUGCUUCAUUUACCAACUUGGUGACUACUUCGGGUUGGCGAUUGCCUCCUUCACUAGCAUCAUGAAUAACGAUAUGAGCACAGCUUCGUCCGAUGGAGCGGAAAGAUGCGAGAUCUGCUGGGAUAAACACCCAUCCAGCGAGUUUGUGGACCUUCCGUGCACCUUUGGCCACCGCUUUGGAAGUGCCUGCGUCACUCGCUGGCUGUCCCAGCUGAAUAACAGCCGACGCCCGGGCUGUCAAUGUCCAAAGUGCCGGGAGGACCUGGUGUACGACGAAUGCGAGCAUUUCCUCGAGGCCCGCCGUGUCGCCUCGGACGAACGCAACUUAAUUGUGUAUGAACUCGGCCUAGUGGUUUGUCUGAAGUGUCGCGACAGGGCACGCGGUCUGAGACGCAUGAAAUUGCGUAGGGCCUACAAGAAAGGUCAGCCUUGUUGGGAUUAUUUGCAGCCGGGUGACCUGUUGCCAGACGAACUUCUAGAAGAGUUUACGCCUGAGGAGUACAAGGAGAAGUUCAAGGAAGCUAGAGCGGAGCAUGCCAGGGCCAUUCAAGACUUGAGAGACAAGACUGCUGAGAUGGCACCUGGUCUCGACAUGGAAAAGGAUGAGAGAGGCUGGAUGAAAUAUUGGGAUAUGAGGAGCCGCAUCAUGGAAUACGACCGCAUUGAGACCCCUCACCCGGGUGAUAUUGGUGCGACUCAUACAUUCUUUGGCAUCGUCGAGGGCGAAUCUGACGACGAUGGCGAUGACUAUGAAGACGAUAAUAUCAUUGACGACGAUAUCAACAUUGAUGGUGAUGAAAACGACGACGUUAUUGACGAGGGAGACGGUGAAGAUGAAUUUGUGGACAUUCGUACUGAUGACGAUGAUACCGAGGUACCUGAUGAACCUAACGAGUCUGACGAGCCCGACGAGCCCGGCCAGGAGUGA